Molecule: messenger RNA, 2275 nt
Organism: Abrus precatorius (Indian licorice)
Lineage: Eukaryota; Viridiplantae; Streptophyta; Magnoliopsida; Fabales; Fabaceae
Product: guanine nucleotide-binding protein-like NSN1
Exons: 9
Coding region: 120-1934 (604 amino acids)
Cellular component (GO): nucleolus
Molecular function (GO): GTP binding
Source: RefSeq, a predicted model, not a curated record
AGAGCUGGUUAUUGUUAAAACCCUAAGGCCUAAACCACUCACGCCUCUCUCUGUAGCAGCAAUCCCUCUCCGUAGCAGCAAUCCCUUCUGGUCCUCUCUUCUUCUCUUUCUAACACAAGAUGGUGAAGAGGAGCAAGAAGAGUAAGAGUAAGAGGGUUCCUCUGAAGAAGAAGUACAAAAUCAUAAGGAAGGUGAGAGAGCACAACAGAAAAAAGACCAAAGAAGCAAAAAAGCUUCAAUUAAGUGGAAAGAAGAAGGUAGAGAAAGAUCCUGGUAUUCCCAAUGAUUGGCCCUUUAAGGAACAGGAACUUAAAGCCCUUGAAGCUCGCAGAGCCCAAGCUAUUCAGGAAUUAGAGCAAAAGAAAGCUGAACGCAAAGAAAGGGCUCGAAAAAGGAAAUUGGGCUUGCUAGAUGAAGAGGAAGAUCCCAAAUUGGGCGAACCGAAGUCUCUGAAGGAUAGUAAUGAUUUUGCAACUGUUGCGAAAACUAGAGAUAGCUCGGAUAGGGCUUUUUACAAGGAUUUGGUUAAGGUGAUUGAAGCGUCUGAUGUGAUUUUGGAGGUCCUUGAUGCCCGGGAUCCUUUGGGUACUCGUUGUGUCGAUAUAGAAAAGAUGGUGAUGAAAUCGGGACCUGAUAAGCAUCUUGUAUUGCUUUUAAAUAAAAUUGAUCUUGUGCCUCGAGAAGCCGUGGAAAAGUGGCUCAAGUACCUUAGAGAAGAAUUGCCUACUGUGGCCUUCAAGUGCAGCACACAACAACAACGGUCAAACUUAGGAUGGAAGUCUUCUAAGGCAGCCAAAUCAAGUAAUACUUUGCAAUUGAGUGAUUGUCUUGGAGCUGAUACUCUCCUCAAAUUGUUGAAGAAUUACUCAAGAAGUCACGAGAUCAAGAAGUCAAUCACCGUGGGUUUGAUUGGCCUGCCCAAUGUUGGCAAGAGUAGUCUUAUUAAUAGCUUAAAGAGAUGCCAUGUUGUCAAUGUUGGUGCUACUCCUGGGUUAACAAGAUCAAUGCAAGAGGUUCAAUUGGACAAAAACGUCAAGUUGCUGGAUUGCCCUGGUGUUGUUAUGCUGAAGUCUCAAGAAAAUGAUGCUUCCAUUGCUUUAAAAAAUUGCAAGAGAAUUGAGAAGUUAGAUGAUCCAGUUAGCCCAGUGAAGGAAAUUCUCAAGCUCUGUCCGGCCAGGCUGCUGGUAACACUUUAUAAGAUCCCGAGUUUCGAUACAGUUGAUGACUUCCUACAGGUGGUAGCUACAGUUAGGGGCAAGCUCAAGAAGGGUGGAAUAGUUGAUAUUGAUGCUGCUGCGAGGAUUGUUCUCCAUGAUUGGAAUGAGGGUAAGAUUCCAUAUUAUACCAUGCCUCCAGUUAGGGAUCAAGGGGAACCUUCAGAGGCGAAGAUAGUUUCUGAAUUUUCAAAAGAGUUUAACAUUGAUGAAGUCUACAAAAAUGAUACUUCAUUUAUUGGGAGCCUCAAAUCUGCUGAUGACUUUAAUCCUGUUGAAGUUCCUUCAAGUCGCCCUUUCAAUCUUGAUGAGAAGAUGAUAGAGGAUGACACACAAAUUAAACCAUCUGAACAAGGUCAAGGUCCUGGAAACAUGGCUGAGAAUGAUGCUGAUGAAUCUAUGGAAUAUGAUGAUGAUGAUGAUGAUGAUGAUGUUAGUAAGAACAAGGGGAACAGUGCAGCAAGUAAGCAGAAUGAAAAAUUAUAUGCUGCUGAUGGUAUGCUUAAUACAAAACUGAGGCGAGCAGAGAAGAAGAGAAGGAAAAAGGCUAACAAAGCUUUAGCCUCAUCGGAUCCCAUGGAUGAUGAUUAUGACUUUAAAGUUGAUUAUUUCCAAAAGGGAGCCACAAUGGAUGCUGAAGAGAGCAAGAGUGAGGAGGAUGAUGUUGAUGAACAAGUCAACUCUGAGAUGCCCAUGUCUAGUAUUCAGGUUGAUGAAUGAUGGGGAGAAUGGACACAGCCAAAAUUUAGACAUAAGGUGCUUCUAUUCUAAACUUAUUCUAGUUUCGAAGAUUUGAAAUUGUUGCAGUAAUUGAUCAAUCGCGUAUAUAUUAUUUUGGCAUGGUACGAACAAAUUUUUGGAGGUCAAGAUUUGUGUCCAAUUGAGGCUAUGGUAAUGCAAUUUUGUUUUCGGAUGUUUUACUAUCACUAUAUGUAUUCUCCUGUCUGUAACCGUAACCAUUUGGAAUAACUUCGUACAACACGUUUUUCUUUUUUAAUGUUAUUUAUCACAUAUUUGUUGAUUAAAGUAAAGCUUAAUAAAAACACCUACGCUUGUUUUAU